GAUUUCUCUAUUGCUAUGUGCAUAAUAUGUGGCUAUAUUAGUCGCGGUUGUUUGAAACACCUGGUACUCGGUAGUCGCCCUCGCCCGUCGGUUUGCCAAUUUGCCAAUUAUUGUCGAUAUUUACAAAUCUGGUUCGUAAUUGUGCACUGUUCGUCGUUUCAAUAAAUCAUGGAUUUUUAUAAUAAACACUUCCACCGGCUGAUCAGUAGUGUGGAUCCAAACGGCAUGUUGAAUGUGCCACUUAACGUGUUCACUGAUGGAAAAUGUCUCGAUAGAUAUUUUAGGACGAAUAACGAUUUUCGGAAAUUGGAUGUGCCCUGGAUGUGUGAUCAAUUAAUUAUACUUUUGCACAACUUUGAGAAUGUAGUUGCUAUUUCUUCAACCUUAACAUUUUUACAAAAUGACUUUCAACGUAUUAAAUAUCCAUUUGUUUUGAUAAGUCAAGCUUAUAUUGGCUUAAUUUUAAUACAUACAAAUGCUACAAAAGUGUAUUACAGUUAUUGUACUAAUUCAACAAAGACCUUGUAUAAGAACAAAAUAGCAGUAGUCAAAAUACCUAAAAAGAAACAAAAAAAGGAAUCCGAAGCUACUAAUGAAUCACAUAACAUAGAAUCUAUGCAAAGCCAGGAAGUUCAAUCAUUAAAUCAACAUCAAGUAUCUAGUUUAGAAACAAACCGCAAUGAGAUAGAUAUUCUUAUAAAUCGUCCAAGACACACUUUAAAUACUAUAGAAAUGAAACAACUCGAGACAAAUGUUCCACACCAAAUAGCUCUUAAUAUGCCAAUACUGCAUAAUCAAAAUAUGCUUAAUGUGAACAUUGAAGAAAAUAUUGGUGAUGUUUAUAAAAUAUCAGAUUUAGACCCACUACAAUUAUUCAUUCAAACAACUGAAGAAUUUCCAGUUAUUAAUCAAGAUGUUCUCACCGAUGAGAAUCCUCUUUUAUCCAAAAAUGAUUUUAGACUACAAUUAAUGGACUUUGAUGUACAGCCUAAAAAUAAUGCACCACAACAAUUUAUAGAACAAUCACAAUAUGCAAUAAAUUUACUAGAUCAACAAAUUAGAACAGAACUACCUCAGCAUUCAACAUAUCAACAAGAACAACAAUUACAAGUUAAGGAAACUAAUGAAAAUUGUACUCCUGAAAAUUUAACAAAUCAAUCACUAAAAAGAAAAAGAUCUAAUUUACUUCUAAAAAAAAAAUUUAAGAAAAAACAGAUUGAACAAAACAGUAAAGUACUUAGAAACAGGUUGAAGAAACUUCAAGGAGAAAUGUUUGAUAGACCACUUGAAUGUUUGAUGUUGAAGUGUACUAAUCAAUCUAUAGAUCAUUUACCAAUAAGAUAUGCUAUGUACCGUUAUAAACUUGUUAUACCAUUUGCUGCUCUAACAUUAAAUAUGGAAUUAGAAGAAAACAAAAAUUUAGAUGAUGUUUUUAAUAGUGAAAUUACCAUGGAUAAUUACAAAACCAAUGAAGAAAAAUUAAACGACUAUAAUACUUCAAACAUUUGUAUUUAUAAACAUUGCAAAAACAAUUCAUUACCUCAUUUAACUCUACUUCCUUUAGUUGAAGAAUGUUUAACCAAUAAUAGUUUAGUAUGGCGAGAUACAAUUAAUGAGAUAAAUAAUAAGUUGGAAGAUAGUUUAAGAGAAAUUUCACCCAUCUCUAAAAUUGAUCAGACCAAGUGGAAGAAAUUUAAAGACAAAUUAAAUUAUAAAGUGAAUCAAAGUUUAGUAGCCCAUAAAACACUAGUUGGCCCUGAACUAUCUCAUAUAGAUAUACCACAACCUAUUAUGACAUUUCCAUCUCUUAGUGAAGUUGAUAAACUUCUAAAUGGUAAAACAAUGAUUGAACCACAUAAUUCAACUGAGAUACCUCCAUUUAAUACAGAAAAUAUUUGUCCCAUGCCUUCUUUGUCUUUAAUAACAAAAUCUGGAUCACCUCAAUUGUUACCACCCGAAAAGUCUUUGAUUAAUCAUGUUGAAUUAAACAUUAAUAUUGACCAAGAAAAUAAUGCGAUAAAUCAAUUUGAACAGAAAAAACUGCAGAAUAUUCAAAAUAUUGCUGAACAAAUUGAAGAAUGUCAUCGACAAUCUAUUGACAUAAAAAAAAUAAUAUCUAAUAUUUUAAAACAAUUUCCAAAAAAUUGUUCACGUUUGAUGUUUACUGAUAUUUGUCCUAUUCACAUAACUAAUAGACGAUAUGCUAUUUCAGUUUUGGUAGAGAUUCUAGGAUUACAUAAAGACGGAAUCCUCAAAUUAAAUCAACCUUCUAAAGCAACAAACCCCUCAUCUAUUUCAAUUGAAAUAAUUAAUUACAAUUUUUUUUGAAUGUCCUUUUUGUAAUUUUAGUUUUAUAUUGUUUUUACUGAUGUUUAUACAAUGAUUUUUCUAUACU
This is a messenger RNA of Rhopalosiphum maidis (corn leaf aphid), 2395 nucleotides long. RefSeq lists its product as uncharacterized. The transcript is spliced from 17 exons. NCBI's taxonomy places the organism in Eukaryota, Metazoa, Arthropoda, Insecta, Hemiptera, Aphididae. The record is from RefSeq and is a predicted model, not a curated record. Bases 169 to 2328 code for a protein of 719 amino acids.